Malaclemys terrapin pileata is the source of this 4318-nucleotide messenger RNA. It is a transcript of the gene TSPO2, whose product is annotated as translocator protein 2. The record is from RefSeq and is a predicted model, not a curated record. Bases 490 to 984 code for a protein of 164 amino acids. The transcript has 3 exons. NCBI's taxonomy places the organism in Eukaryota, Metazoa, Chordata, Testudines, Emydidae. Gene Ontology annotation, cellular component: membrane; endoplasmic reticulum. Gene Ontology annotation, molecular function: cholesterol binding.
UCACUACAGAUGUUUAUUUAAAAUAUAAAUAUAUGGUGAGAGAUAAGCUGAAGAGAGAAGAAAAUGGGGGUCCCACGACAAACUGCCUGUUUUUCCCUAGUGAGAGGAGCAUGCAGCAGAGAGAUUAUAGCUACAUUGAGAGGUCUAGCAGCAUACGUGUAGGAGAGGUUGUGCGCUCUGUGAGCUAUGGCAUUUGGACAAGCACUGAGAAAAGUGACUUCAGUCCUGUCUUCUAAGGAUGGUUUCAAUGCAGCCACGUUAGGUAAAUAAUGAAAUUGCAGCAGCCAGUGCAAUGACAGGGAGUGGGGAUGGGGGGUAGCCACUUUGCCAAAAAGACCUCCAGGCAAUUAGAAUAAGGCAAAGACCUGGAAGAUCUUGGUCAAUAUGGAAAUAACCAAUGUCCUUUGUAAAUGAUGCUCACUUAUUGCUUUUUAGUCACAAAACGCCAGGACCAGCCACCCCAAGUCCAGUUCAAUCCAGUAAGGAGGGAUGUGGGCUCAUGCUUUUGGGUUCUCUGCCUUGCCUCAUAUCGGGGGAAUUCUCGGCUGGCUCUUGACACGGAAGGAAGUGCCUACUUGGUUCGAAAGCCUGAAGAAACCCUCUUGGCGUCCACCCAACAAAAUGUUCCCCGUCGUGUGGACUACCCUGUACACAGGCAUGGGCUAUGCUUCAUAUUUGGUGUGGAAUGACUUAGGGGGCUUCAACAGCAAAGCUGUCAUCCCGCUGGGCCUCUACGGGGCUCAGCUUGCCUUGAACUGGGCUUGGACUCCCCUAUUCUUUGGCGCUCAUAAGCUAAAACUGGCUCUGGUGGACAUCUUGUGCCUAUAUGGCCUGGUGCUUGGCACCAUGUACUCUUGGUACCCCAUUAACAAGAUGGCAACAAUGCUGAUGGUGCCUUAUCUGGCCUGGCUGACCUUGGCUUCUUCUCUCACCUUCUGCAUCUGGAGGGACAAUCCUGAGGAGGAAAAAGGAAAGAGUGACUAAGACAAAAAGAGGAGCUGGUGAAAUAAGGUCAUUCUAUGAAACCAACCCAUCCUGAUGUGAUGUGGUGAACCAAGAGCUGAUAGCCUGGGGGUAGUUAAUUUUAUUAAGAUGGACACCUGAACAUACAUAUUAUUUGCAUAGGGCGGAUGGGGAAAAUUUUGCACAAUGCAAUGGGAUGUCCCUUUAAGGCUACCAUAUACCUUUAACCUGAGAACCCCUGCCUCUCUCUUUCUCCAACAAUGCUGGGGUUUUGGGGUUACAGCUGUAUGGUGGUCUUAUAGGGACACUAACAGGUUAAAUCUCAUACGCCAAUUUCUGCUCUGUUAUGCCACUAUAAAUUCAGAGUCACUCCACUGAAGACAAUGGAGUUAUUCUGGAUUUAUAUCAGUGCAACUGAGAUCAGAAUUUGCUCGCAUACAUUAAAAAAAUUCUCACCUGUGUGACAAAAAACACCUGAGAUGAUUAAAACAGGACUAUUUUUACAAACCUAAUGGCUUUUUGCCUUUUCUGCUGUUUAAUUUUUGCAUAAGACUCAGUUUGGACUUUUUACCAUUAGCCAUUAACUUCUCACCAUCUAGGUUGCUUGCUCAUUACUUGCCAUUCUCUCUGCCUGCAAAAUGAAAAUGGUCAGGUUCAUUUUCUGCUUUUAGUCUAUUGUGCUUCUUGGUUCUCAUGCCCCUGUGCAAUGCUGCAAUGACUGGAGUGCAAAUAACUGUACUGAAGGGAAAUCUUUAUCUGUCCCACCUCUAAAAUACCCCUCCCCACAAACCCUCCCCCCCCCCCGCAUUCACUGAAAUAAAACAUCCCCCAAAACAUGUACUGACACAUUUAUAAUAUGCUUUGUAAAACCUUCAAACCAACCCCUCUAAAUGUUGUGCCUUAAACUACCAGACAACAGCUGGGAUUUUCAAAGGUGCACAAGGGAGUUAGAUGCCUAAAUUCCAUUGAAAUUCAGUGGGAAUUGGGCACCUGACUUAGGGUGACCAGAUGUCCCGAUUUUAUAGGGACACUCCUGAUUUUUGGGUCUUUUUUCUUAUAUAGGCUCCUAUUACCUCCUUACCCCGUCCCGAUUUUUCACACUUGCUGUCUGGUCACCCUAACCUGAGUCCUUUAAAAUCCCAGGCAGUAUCACUUUACCCACUACCACUUUGGAAUUUUCCAGGUUAGUGGAAGCGGUGCCUGAUUCAUGUAAAAAACAGGCCCAUAAAGACUGCUCAUGUGAGAGAGUGCUUGCAGGCCGGGGCCCGUAAUGCUGAGGAGGUUGUGCCUCCUUAGACUCACCAAGAGGGUCCUGGACAAAUCGACUGUCUAAAGUGCUUACCAGACCCCCAUUACCAUAGCAUGUGAGCCCCUCGCACUUUUUAUGCUCACAAACUCCCUGUGAAGUAGGACAAUGCUAUUAUCCCUAUUGUACAGACAAGGAGACUGAGGCACAGAGAGACUUAAGCCAGGUCUACACUAGAAAGUUUUGAUGGUAAAGCAAUCUGAGUUAGGGGUGUGAUUUUUCUUUUUUUAAACAACAUUUCUAUAUUGGCAAAAGCCCUAAUGUGGAUGUAGUUAUCCCAACAAAAAAGCUUUUGCUGAUUGACGUUUUUUGCUUUGGGAAUCAAGCUAUACCAACAAAAGCAUUCCUUUGCAAGUAUAAACAGCAUCUACACUACAAGAAUUUGGCAGGAUAGCAAUACUAGUGAGUGGUUUCUAGUGCAGACUAGGCCAAAGUGAUGUGCCCAAGGUCACAAAAGCAGUCGGUGGCAGAGCAAAGACAAUUCUAACCUCCUGGGCCAAUGCUCUAACCACUGGACAAUCCUUCCUCUCCAGAAGAUAAGAAAUUCAAAAUGUUCAGGCUUCAACCUCCAUCUGGCCAGGGCCGGGCUCUAGGAUUUUGGCCGCCCCAAGCAAAAAAAUAAUUUUUGGCCACCCCCCUUUUUUUCAUGCCCCUCCCGCCCCUGGCCUCGCCCCAGCUCUGCCCCUUCCAAACCCGUUCCCCAAAUCCCUGGCCCCGCCUCCUCCCCCGGGGGUGCUGCAUUUCCCCCCCGCAUUGCUUCCUGCGCUCCCCCCCCCCCCCCACGACCUCCCACCCUAGCUCACCUCCACUCUGCCUGCUCCCCUGGGUGCGCUACUGCUCCGCUUCUCCCCCCUCCGUCUCAGGCGAGGGAGGGGGGAGAAGCAGAGCGGCAGUGCAUUCAGGGGAGCAGGCGGAGUGGAGGUGAGCUGGGGGGGGCCGCAGGAAGUAACAGGGAGGUAGAGGAACCGCUCCCCGCUCCAGCUCACCUCCGCUCCACCACCGUCACCUCCUCCGAGCACCCCGCCGCUCGGCUUCUCCUCCCUCCCUCCCAGCCUUGCUGCGCGAAACGGAGAAGCAGUGCGGCGGCGGUGCACUCAGGGGAGUAGGUGGAGGCGAGCUGGGGCAGUAGGGGCACUUUUUCCCCAUGCCCCGGAGUCAGCGCCUAGGAUGGCCGGCGCCAGAAUGCUGCCCCUAGAAAUGUGCCGCCCCAAGCACCUACUUAUUUUGUUGGUGCCUACAGCCGGCCCUGCAUCUGGCCCUGAUUCAGGACUUCAACGGGACUUCAGCAUGUGCUUAAAGCUAAGCAGGUACUUAACAAGUUACUGAAUAAGGAUGUUUUCCUGAAUGCUGCCACACUGUCUCCUUUCACACAUUAUGGUGAAUUAUGGACGUAGCCUAUAUUUGUUUUAACCCAAGGAAGAGGGGAGUUAAGGGGUUGCUUUGUUUUUUAAAGGGGGCAAAACAGGCAGGGAAGAUGACAAUGUACUUAAUAUUCCAGAGCAAUGAUACACAGUAAUCGGUGCAUCUCAGAGUGUGUCUACACCGCAAUUCGACACCCCAAGCUGGCCUGUGCCAGCUGACUCAGCCUCGCAGAGCUCGGACUAAGGGGCUGUUUAACUGCGGUGUAGACAUUUGGCCAUGGGCUAGAGCCUGGGGUCUAGGACCCAGCGAGGUGCGAAGGGGGAAUGAACCCCACUGCAAUUAAACAGCCCCUUGGCCUAAGCCCUGUGAGCCCAAAUCAGCUGGCACGGGCCAGCCGUGGGGGUCCAAUUGCAGUGUAGACACACCCGUAGAGCAUAGGGUUGCCUAUUUUGGUUGGAUGUAUUCCUGGAGGUUUCAUCGCAUGACAUCAUCUUUAACUGAAGAUUAAUCUUUAAUUCCUGGAGAACCCAGAACAAUCCUGGAGGGUUGGCAACCCUAUGAGAGGAAGGUCCAUUCCAACCUCCCCCAUUCUGAUCCUUCCUUCUGCUGUCUAGGCAUUAGAUAUUCCCUGUUUAGAGAGAGGAUUUACUAUUUUUUUAUUAAAUAAAAACAAUGUAUGUAUCUCUC